ACUGUCCUGUUGCUGACUACACUGUUGGGUUGCAACCUGCAACCUCUACCGCUACAGCGAGGUACAGAAGAAUGGAAAACUCGCUAAAACAACGAAGAGGUCUUCAGAUAACUUGAACCCUAUGUGCCAUACCAGUGGAUGACAGAUCUCUGUGAGUUAGGGAUGGAUGACCUGUGGAGUGUAACGACUUUGUUGCUGCAGGUGUGGUUCUCCGUGAUGAUUGGGCUCAUCAUGAUACCUGCUAUGUUUGGCCUCUCCCUGGGGGUCACUUCGGUCUACAUUCAGAUUCUGGUCAAGAUAUUGGAGUGGGCCACCCUGCGGAUCCAGAGAGGACACAGGGAUCGACCCACUUUGCCAGUGCCUGCUCCGCUACCCAAUGGACUCAUCCAGAGGGAGGGUGGCUCUAUGGAACACGAGAUGGGGGAGCUGCGUCGGUAUCGUACCCAGUCCAUAUCGAGGGGAGAGUUUGCGCUGAGCGACUCAUUCUACUUCUACAGAAAGGGCCUGGAGAGCAUCGUGGAUGACCAAGUGACUCAGCGCUUCUCCUCUGAGGAGCUGGUCUCCUGGAACCUCCUGACCCGCACCAACCACAACUUUCACUACAUCAGCCUGCGCCUCACCGUCAUCUGGGGCCUGGGCGUGAUCAUACGUUACUGCGUGCUUUUCCCUCUCAGGAUAACCCUGGCAAUCAUAGGGUUGAGCUGGCUGGUGAUCGGGACAAGUUUGGUGGGGUUUCUACCUAACAGGAGAGUGAAGAACUGGCUCAGUGAGUUAGUCCAUCUGAUGUGCUACAGGAUCUGUGCCAGAGGCCUCUCUGCCACCAUCCAAUACCACAACAAAAAUAAUAAACCACAAAAAGGAGGAAUAUGCGUAGCAAACCACACCUCACCUAUUGACAUUGUCAUUUUGGCCAAUGAUGGAUGUUACGCUAUGGUGGGUCAAAGUCACAGUGGGCUGAUGGGGGUCAUCCAGAGAUCAAUGGUGAGGUCCUGCCCCCAUGUGUGGUUUGAGAGGUCGGAGAUGAGAGACCGACAUGCUGUUACCAGUAGAUUGAGGGCUCAUGUUGCAGCGAAGAGCAAUCUACCCAUUUUGAUUUUCCCAGAGGGAACCUGCAUCAACAACACAUCGGUCAUGAUGUUCAAGAAGGGAAGCUUUGAGAUUGGAGGGACAAUAUACCCAGUUGCAAUCAAGUAUGACCCACGCUUUGGAGAUGCCUUCUGGAACAGUGCCAAGUACAACAUGGUGAGCUACCUACUGAGAAUGAUGACCAGCUGGGCCAUCGUGGUCAAUGUGUGGUACCUGCCCCCAAUGACCAGACAGGAAGGGGAAGAUGCUACCAAGUUUGCCAACCGAGUGAAGUCUGCUAUCGCACAUCAGGGAGGGCUGUUGGACAUGGCGUGGGAUGGGAGCUUGAAGAGAGACAAGGUGAAAGAAGAAUUUAAAGAGCAUCAACAGAAGAUGUACAGCAGUAUGGUUGUGGGAAAGAAAGCUAGAACCUCACAAGAGCCUCACACAGAGAGCACCAAGAGAUAAUGACAUUGGAAUUAACACUGGACAAUCUCUGACAGUGGGCGAUAACUUCAAAGUAUUUUACAAACUACAAUGCAUACGGCCUGGAGUAAUUCCAAAUCAAUGGCCUUUGUUAUUGAAUACGGAUUCAUUAUCAUUGUGUGGUAUCAGACUCUGAUACGCAACAUAUAGUGUAUCAGUUUUUAAUGCAUGAAAUGCCUCUUUUUUAAAGAAUUGUUUUAUAGAAACAUAAACAUAUCAAACUUAA
Molecule: messenger RNA, 1777 nt
Organism: Salvelinus sp. IW2-2015
Lineage: Eukaryota; Metazoa; Chordata; Actinopteri; Salmoniformes; Salmonidae
Product: glycerol-3-phosphate acyltransferase 3
Biological process (GO): triglyceride biosynthetic process
Cellular component (GO): endoplasmic reticulum
Molecular function (GO): glycerol-3-phosphate O-acyltransferase activity
Source: RefSeq, a predicted model, not a curated record